This is a messenger RNA of Trichomycterus rosablanca, 1606 nucleotides long. RefSeq names its product nonhomologous end-joining factor 1 (gene nhej1). The transcript is spliced from 8 exons. The record is from RefSeq and is a predicted model, not a curated record. Bases 31 to 1011 code for a protein of 326 amino acids. NCBI's taxonomy places the organism in Eukaryota, Metazoa, Chordata, Actinopteri, Siluriformes, Trichomycteridae. Gene Ontology annotation, cellular component: nucleus; DNA ligase IV complex. Gene Ontology annotation, biological process: double-strand break repair via nonhomologous end joining. Gene Ontology annotation, molecular function: DNA end binding.
GAUCGUAAUCUGUUUCAGGUGUGCAGCACUAUGGAGAGUUCAGGUGCUGAUGUAGCUGUGUCAGCCAUACCAUGGGUGCCUGUAAAUAUAGGGGGUUCUAAGCUUUUGGCCAAAGCCUGGUUUGGUGAUACAGAAUACCGAGUUCUGAUGAGUGACCUGAACAAUAUCUGGGAGGAAGAUAUGAACACAGAACGCAUCCAGAGUCGAGCAAAGGAUCUGAAUAAGCGUUUGAGGGCUCCAGUGCAGGUGUUCUUUGCACGUCUACACUCCUUAGCUUUGCCAUGUCUUUCUGGGCAGACCGAAUUCCAGAGCACAGCAGCGCACUUUACCCUCGAACAUCAAGCCUUCCACCUAAAUAUUAAACUCAAGAGUGAGCUUGAAGGGUUGCCUUUUUACUGGGAAUUUCACUGCACCCUUUCCUCAGUAGAAGUGAUGUCCAGAGAGCUGGUGCGUCCCCUUUUGUCUGUUACUCAAGUGCUUCAGAAGCAAGUUCGGGAACUUUGUGCUCUGCUACAGAGAAAAGAUGCUGAGCUACAAGACUACAAAGAUAAUGGAGCCAUACUCAGCAGAGGUAGGCUUCAGACUGAGCCAUUUGUUGAGGAGACAUUUUCUGAGAACUUCACACAGAGGCUUACUAAGUUGGAUAAGAUUCAGGACAAUCUGGAGUUUGACUCUGAGCUUCAGAAACUGUAUGUAGCAGUAAACACUACAAGAAACACACAGAAACGCAAAUGCACAGAUGAAGACAGCUCUGCUUCAGCAAACAGCACCAGCUGUGUUAAUAAACAAAACAAAGCUGACCAAGACCAUAACAGCAAUGUGUUAACAGGUACAAGGCCUGCAUCUCAGUCGUCCAAUCAAAAUGAUGUCCAACAGCUCUUAGAAGAAACAAAGAUUAUGAGCAGCAAAAAGAUUGUGCCACUCAUAACUGGCGCUGUUGCAGCAGCUGUACCUGCAGAGCGAUCAGCUGUGCGCUCCAAGAAGAAGAAGGCAGAAGGGCUCUUCCGAUGACAUUACAGUUUUUCAGAAUAGUAUAGUUUUUUUUCUCCUCACCAAACAGGUUUUCAGAAUUAGAAGAAUUUAAGGUAUAGUGAAAAGUAAAGCUAAUGGCUGAAACAUUCUUUUAAAAUCAUUCUUAUUGAUAAAUCAUUCAAGCCUGUUUACAGUUUAAUAGUAGAUAAAAGUUUGUAGUUUACAUGCCAUGUGUACUUAAAAACACAGUUUAAAUAAAAUUUAUAUAAUAUUCAGAAACAUUUUAAUUUCCCUUUUUUGAUUGCCAACUGUAACAUUAUCUGGACUUCUUUCUUAUUCUUUAUUACCUGGUUGUACAAAGAGAAUAAUAAAUUCCAGUUAUUGACAGAAGUUUGUAAUAAUAGUUCUCUGUCCCGUUGGCUGACUGACAGAAAUGUUUAAUAACAAAAUGUUACAAAAUAAUAAUAGUUUUAAUAAUAAAAUGUUUAAUAACAGUGCGGCCACAAUCAUGCAGUAAUCCAGUAAUUCCACAUUGUUGAUGAUUUUUAAACCUGUACAUUUUAAAAUAUAGAUGAAUAGCAGAGCUAUCUGAAAUCUUGUUGUGUGCAAUGUAUUUUAAAAAUAAACUGUAUAA